AUGGCGCACAAGUUCGUCAUCACAGCCUUCGUCACCGGCUCCCGCAUCCUCGGACGCUCCUUUGUCGCCGCAUACAAGCAAGCGCAGGCCGCGUCCGCCUACCAGCGCGCCCAGGCCAAGAAUGGCAACCCGACAUCGGGCGCCGCGUCACUGACGGGCAACAUGACCCUCGACGAGGCCUGCAAGAUCCUCAACGUCAAGCCGCCGGCCGGGGGGCAGGCCGAUAUUGAGACGGUUCUCGAGCGGUACAAGAAGCUCUUUGACACCAACGACCCAGCCAAGGGCGGUAGUUUCUACCUGCAGAGCAAAAUCGUGAGGGCCAAGGAGCGCAUCGAGAGGGAGAUGGGGCCGAUACGAGAAAAAGUUGAACAAGAGGCCGAGGUGAAGGAAGGGUUCAAGCCCAAGAUGUACAAGGACCGGUAA
This is a messenger RNA of Emericellopsis atlantica, 423 nucleotides long. Its product is annotated as Pam16-domain-containing protein. The record is from RefSeq and is a predicted model, not a curated record. The transcript has 2 exons. Lineage: Eukaryota; Fungi; Ascomycota; Sordariomycetes; Hypocreales; Bionectriaceae. Gene Ontology annotation, biological process: protein import into mitochondrial matrix. Bases 1 to 423 code for a protein of 140 amino acids. Gene Ontology annotation, cellular component: TIM23 mitochondrial import inner membrane translocase complex.